Molecule: messenger RNA, 715 nt
Organism: Protobothrops mucrosquamatus (brown spotted pit viper)
Lineage: Eukaryota; Metazoa; Chordata; Lepidosauria; Squamata; Viperidae
Product: GTP-binding protein 10
Cellular component (GO): mitochondrion
Molecular function (GO): GTP binding; GTPase activity; magnesium ion binding
Source: RefSeq, a predicted model, not a curated record
AUAACAGUUGCUGAUCUUCCAGGAUUAAUAGAAGGUGCCCACGCAAAUAAAGGAAGAGGCCAUAAAUUUUUGAAACAUGUGGAAAGAACUAAACAACUUCUCUUUGUUGUUGAUGUGUCUGGGUUCCAACUUUCUUCUCAUAAACCAUUCAGGACGGCAUUUGAAACUAUAAUGUUACUAGCAAAGGAGCUGGAACUGUAUAAAGAGGAACUUCAAGUUAAAUCUGCGUUGCUUGCUGUGAAUAAAAUGGAUUUGCCUAACGCCAAAGAAAAUUUUGAAAAGUUAAUGGAACAACUACAGAAACCUCAAAAUUAUUUACACUUGCUUCCACAAAAGAUGAUUCCUGAAGUCACUGUCAAAUUCAGGGAAAUCAUUCCCAUAUCUGCACUUACUGGCGAAGGAUCUGAGCAGCUGAUUACAUGCUUAAGAAAAAUAAUAGAUCAAGAAGCUGAAGAAAAGAUUGAAAGUUAUCAGAGGGAGCAACUCAGUGCAUUACAUCUCUCAAAAAUAUAGCAACAUUUUCCAAUUAAACCAAUACAUCAAUUUUUAUAACUCUGCUUCUAACUAAAUUCAUGCAAAGUUAUGGUUGCUUCUCUUUUUAACUAUAAAUAUGUGUAUUUUGUUCUUGUAAAAUAGUAAAAACAUAUGUAGAUUUUAAAGUUAUGUAUCUCAUGUACUUUGUAGAAUAAAUUUUAAAACAUGUAAAUAUAUAAUU